AUGCGCACAUACCUGACCAGCAGCCUGCUGGCGGCCAGUUGGGCAUUCAAUGCCCUGGCGCAUACUGAGCCUGGCCACCACCGCCCCCAGGAAUACGACUACAUCGUAGUCGGCGGUGGUCCGUCUGGCAUCAUCACGGCCGAACGACUCGCGGAAGCGAACAAGUCGGUCAUCCUGCUCGAGCGAGGCUACGGCCCGACAGUCGCGACGGGCUCCAACCAUACGCUCCCCUGGAAUAACACCCUCACGCCGAUCGUCGUGCCCGGCCUGUCCUUCGACAUUGGCAACAUGGACCUCUGGAACGACUACAUCUGCUCCGACACGGGCGGCACAGCCGCCUGCGUGCUUGGCGGCGGCGUCACCGUCAACUACAUGGUGUUCGUGCAUCCGCCCGCGCGCGACUUUGACGACAAAUGGCCGCAGGGCUGGAAGUGGCGCGACGUCCAGCCCGCAGCGGAGCGGCUCUACGCCCGCAACCCGGGCUCUCUGCUGCCCUCGGCGGACGGAAAGUACUACGACCAGGGCCUGUACAACACCCUCUCGCGCUUUUUCUCCAGGCUGGGCUGGAAGUCCGUUGACAUGAUCGCCCAGCCGGACGAGAAGCACGACGUCUACAGCUAUCCCGCGUGGAACAUCAAGGACCAGCGGCGCGCCGGCCCCGUGCGCACCUACCUGCCGCUCGCGCAGCAGCGCAAGAACUUCGUCCUGCGCACGGGCACCAAGGCCACCCGGCUGAUCCGCGCGGGCAGCACGGUGCGCGGCGUCGAGGUCGAGACUGACCGCGCCGGGAGGGAGGUGAUCCCUCUUGCGCCGCGCGGCCGCGUGGUCCUCGCGGCGGGCGCCCUGUCCACGCCGCGCAUCCUCUUCAACUCGGGCAUCGGGCCGAGUGCGCAGAUCGAAACCGCCCGCCGCAGUGGCGUCGUCCUCCCUCCGCGCCGCGAGUGGAUUGACCUCCCCGUCGGCGUUGGGCUGAAGGAUCAUCCCAUAUUCUCCAUCGAGGUCAAAACUAACGGCACGUUUGCGCCGCUGGACGCGCAGGCCAUCUUGAAUGGUAGCGCCGUCCGCGACAUUCAACUGUAUGAGGAUGCCGGCUCGGGCGUGCUGACCGAGGGCAAGCACCGGAUGAUCUUCUUUACGUCCCGCAUGGCCAGCGACAACCAGACGCGCUACUACCAGGGAUCGUGUGCGCCCACCGGUGAAGGCGUCUUCACGAUCACCGCGUACAUGACGCACGGUAUCACCUCGUCUGGUGUGCUAGGGCUGGACGCUAAGCAGAACACAGUCAUUGAGAAGUCGCCCUACCUCCAGACGCCGGCGGAUCGAGAGGCUGCGCGGGAUUUCAUCGAGCAGAUGGUCGGCGAUAUCACUGCCCCUGGAACCGGCUUUGAACUCCAGACAUAUACCAACACCAGUGCCAUUCUGGAUUCCUUGACCAGUGGGAUUCACUGGACGAGCACGACGAAGAUGGGUUCUGACGAUGGUCGUCUGAACGGCACCUCUGUGGUUGAUACGAACACUAAGGUCUAUGGCAUGGAUAACCUGUAUAUCGUCGAUGGGGGCAUCCACCCCGACCUCCCCACGGGCAACAUUCAAGCUGCGAUCAUGAUUGUUGCUGAGGCCGCAGUCAAGAAGAUUUUGGAACAGGAGUAG
Molecule: messenger RNA, 1650 nt
Organism: Aspergillus terreus NIH2624
Lineage: Eukaryota; Fungi; Ascomycota; Eurotiomycetes; Eurotiales; Aspergillaceae
Exons: 2
Coding region: 1-1650 (549 amino acids)
Molecular function (GO): flavin adenine dinucleotide binding; oxidoreductase activity, acting on CH-OH group of donors
Source: RefSeq, a predicted model, not a curated record